This is a messenger RNA of Peronospora matthiolae, 270 nucleotides long. The record is from the annotation of a GenBank genome assembly. NCBI's taxonomy places the organism in Eukaryota, Oomycota, Peronosporomycetes, Peronosporales, Peronosporaceae.
AUGAGUGGGUUCCCGAUGGAGACGGGCUGGCAGAAGAUGGGACGGCGCUGCCGAGAAGAACCGCUCGUGCCCGUGGGUUGUCUGGCUACUGCAGGAGUGUUGAUCGGUGGCCUGGCGUCGUUCCGCCGCGCGGCCGACGCGGCCACGCAGCAAAAGUUCAUGCGCCUGCGGGUUGCGGCUCAAGGCGCGACUGUGAUUGCGAUGGCCCUUGGCGGGUUCAUUGCUAUUAAGCCAAAGAGGAGCGACCCGGUUGAGCACGAUGAGCAGUAG